Molecule: messenger RNA, 306 nt
Organism: Akanthomyces muscarius
Lineage: Eukaryota; Fungi; Ascomycota; Sordariomycetes; Hypocreales; Cordycipitaceae
Exons: 2
Coding region: 1-306 (101 amino acids)
Source: RefSeq, a predicted model, not a curated record
AUGGACUGCAGUCUCCCAGCGCCGAAUAUGAACACGCGUGUCGUGAAGUGUGCUCUCAAACGAGGAGGUCAAAGGACACUCGGAAGAGACGGAAGCGCUCGCCUGGAUGUUGGCGCCGGGAACGACCUCAAUGGCGGCAUCGGCGCCGGGCUUGACGGAGGGGCUGGCGCUGGUGCCGCUGUCAACAGUGGCCUGGGUGCCGGCACCGGCGGCGGUCCCGAGGGAGGCCUCGGCAGUAACGUUUGUCUGAACGGCCAGGGCCUCGAUGCUGACCUCGGCGACCUGGGCGCGAGCGCCGGUGGUUAA